Messenger RNA from Cheilinus undulatus (humphead wrasse), 1717 nucleotides. RefSeq names its product deoxyhypusine hydroxylase/monooxygenase (gene dohh). NCBI's taxonomy places the organism in Eukaryota, Metazoa, Chordata, Actinopteri, Labriformes, Labridae. Bases 98 to 1015 code for a protein of 305 amino acids. The record is from RefSeq and is a predicted model, not a curated record. The transcript has 6 exons. Gene Ontology annotation, molecular function: deoxyhypusine monooxygenase activity. Gene Ontology annotation, biological process: peptidyl-hypusine biosynthetic process.
GUUGGAAGACUCAGUCGCAUGUGUUGGAUGGUGUUAUCAAACCAGUGGCACUGUCAAUGGUCAAACUUGAAGCAAAGUCUUUAAAUCCUGAAGCAUCAUGGCCAGUGGCGAGCAGGUGGCAGCAGUUGGAAAGGUUUUGGUGGACCCAGGAACGGACCUGACCCGGCGGUUCAGAGCCUUAUUCACCCUCAAGAAUCUUGGAGGUGCCGAUGCUGUGGAAUGGAUCGGUAAGGCCUUCAGUGAUGAGUCUGCCCUUCUGAAGCAUGAGCUGGCCUACUGCCUCGGGCAAAUGCAGGACAGACACGCCAUACCAACUCUGACUGCUGUACUUAAAGAUACACAGCAGGAGCCCAUGGUCAGACAUGAAGCAGGGGAAGCUCUGGGAGCCAUUGGUGAUCCCAUAGUUUUGGACCUUCUGAAAGAGUACAGCCAGGAUCCAGUCAUUGAGGUUGCAGAGACAUGUCAGUUGGCUGUUCGUCGGAUAGAGUGGCUGCAGAGUGGAGGAGAGAAGCAGUUAGAUCAAGCAAAUACAGAUAAGAAUCCAUACUGUUCUGUGGAUCCAGCCCCUCCAGCAGAAAGGAAGACUGUGUCAGUGCUGCGCUUGAACCUGCUGGAUGAAAGCCUGCCACUAUUUGAACGUUACCGUGCCAUGUUUGCUCUGCGUAACAUAGGCAAUGAAGAGGCUGUACUCGCACUGGGAGAUGGCCUGCAGUGUUCCAGUGCUCUGUUUCGUCAUGAGAUUGGUUAUGUCCUGGGUCAGAUGCAGCAUCCUGCAGCCGUUCCCGCCCUGCGUGCAGCUCUGGAGCGAUCUGGCGAGAACCCCAUGGUCCGACAUGAGGCAGCAGAGGCCCUUGGGUCAAUCGGCAAAGAGGAGUGUUUGGCUGUGCUACAACAGUACCGUGAAGACAAAGAACGUGUGGUCAAGGAGAGCUGUGAGGUGGCUUUGGACAUGCUGGACUAUGAAAACAGUGACCAGUUCCAAUAUGCAGAUGGACUGGUUAGGUUACAGGGUUAAAGAUCAAUGUCUUUAAACAUGUAUUUUAACACUUUACCCCAGCUUUAUCUUAUGCCUUUUACAGUAAAGACAGCUGGUUAACUCAGUGUUAUUCAUGCUAAUGCUAAUCCAACAAAAAUACUGGAUUUUCUGGGUUGAAGUCUUUCAUUUUGAAAACUGCUGUGCACAUUAAAUGAAAAAUGAAACUCUAAUAAUAUUUCAAUCAAACUAACACGAAGCAAGUUUGAUUUGAGGUUGUGUGUGAUGCUAUGUGGGAUAAAUGAGAGUUUUUGAGAUCUUUGUCUUUGUUUCUUUAUCCAUCAUUUACUCUUAUUUAUAUAUUUUGGCUUGGGGAUUUCUGGCAUUAUAAAUUCCAGUUAAACUUUGUUUAGACAGUGCUGCAUGGACUUGCUUUACUUGAAGGCAUUAGGUGUGAGCCAGCGUAUGCCGCAGACAGUCUUAUGUCCCAUCAUCCUGCUACAACUAAUAAAGACAACCCAAAGAGCUGUCUGUAGACAGUAGAUUAAUGGAAACCCCCUUUUGCUUCUUUGUUUGCUUUUAUGAUAGAAAAUUACAGAGGCAGAUUUUGUGUUUUAAUCUGUCUUUUAUCAUUCUGCACAGUGUAGAAAGUAUGCAUCUUCAAAAUUAUCUUGUACACAUUUUUGCCUCCUAGCUCCUACAAAUUGACAAAUCAGCAAUGUAUAAAAGAAUUUUGUGAACUUG